Messenger RNA from Mycena citricolor, 231 nucleotides. The record is from the annotation of a GenBank genome assembly. Lineage: Eukaryota; Fungi; Basidiomycota; Agaricomycetes; Agaricales; Mycenaceae.
AUGGUUGACGCUCAGACAGGGCACUUCCAAACGCUGCAAAUGGGCACAAAGCCUGCUCCCCGCAUUCGAAGCCAAGACCAUGGAACCCGCUCUAUCCCCAAGGAACUGCCGGAGGAUCUGUACAACAAGAGCUGGCUCAAGUCGCUCUCCGCGAAGGAGCUCAAGGAGGUGAAGGUGUCGAAGCAGGCUUUUGUGUUGUUUGUUGCAGCAACCGAGCGCAUGAGAUUGUAG